UGCUGGUGGUACAACGAGCCACAGCCACAGAAACAGCCACAAGGAGCCAACUCAGUACCUGAACGGAAACUCUCAUCCACUUGCGAUGGUCGUGCACGCCAGAAGAUUGAGGCCGAGCGCCCUGCUCCUGCUCCUGCUCCUGCAGUUGGGCUGCCUGGACCUGGCCCUGGCCAACAGCAGUCGUCGCUGGGAUGACCGCAGCCUGGAGCAGUACGACGAGCGGCUGGUGUACAGACAAGAGCCGGAGCGGCGGGUGGCCCGAGACGAUCGUCGCGAGGAGACAAAAGUUCGGCUGGAGGAGCGCUCGCUCAGUCGGGAAUCGCAGCGAGUGGAGGCUCGAGCACUCGUCGCAGGCCAGCAGCGUGAAGCUCGCGAGGAGCGAGCAGCUGUGAGACGCGUUGAACGCCGAUUGGAUGCCACGAACGAGAGGCGCGAGCAUCGAGUAGAACGAGAAGAGCGUGACAAUCGUCGCGAGGCCAGAGCUACCCGAGACACAGUCCGACGGACAGAACUGCGAAGAGUUGAACGACUAAACUCAGGCAGCUUUAUGUCAGCAGCGGAACAGCGAGAGGAACGUCGAGAAUCCCAGCGUCUUGCGGAACGAGACAAUCGUGAGGAGCGACGUGAAGAACGUGAAGCGGAACGACGGGAGGAACGGGAAGCAGAACGUCGUGAGGUGCGUGCAGGGGAGCGACGAGAGGAGCGACGAGAGGAGCGUGUAGUGGAACGGCGUGAGGAGCGUCGGGAGGAACGAGCAGAGGACCGUCGGGAGGAUCGAGCAGAGGCACGACAAGAGGAACGCCGUGAGGUGCGAGCAGCGGAACGGCGUGAGGAGCGACGUGAGAAUCGGGUUGGGGAGCGCGUGGUGGAGCGACGUGAGAGGCAAGAGCUUUCGAGGGGACUGGAACGUGACCUGUCCAGGCGCGGCGAGCGCGAGGAGCGCAACAGAGACGAAGUCACGCGCCAGGAUGAGCGAGCGGACAUGCGACGAGCAGCACGAGACGAAACGCGACGAGUCCAGGUGCAAAGCGAACGGCGAGAGGUAACCAGACGUGACAGCCGCGAGACGAGCCUUCGCAGGGAGAACGAGCGGCGAGCGGAACGCGACGGAGAGCGUCGAGUGGCGAGAGACGAAAGGCGUGAAGUUGAUCGCAGGAGGGAAACCGUUGACAGGGAGAGCAGGCGACAGGUGGAAAGGCAAGAGCAGCGACAGAUCGAGCGCGAUGUCCGACAGAAUUCAAGACGUGAGGAGCGUGAGGCUGGCAUCGAGCGAGACAAUUUGCGGGAGGAGCGUGUGGAGCGUGUGGAGCGUGUGGAGCGCGAGGCAGCUCGUGACCGUUCCGAAGUUCGACGCUUGGACAGUCGCAGGGACAGUCGCGAAGAAGUGCGUCAGGAGCGAGAACCCUCCGUCCGACGUGAGGCUGAGUCCUUCCGUGGCGAGCAGCUGCUGGUCGGCCCACAAAAGACAGUCAAGGGCUGGCUGAGCCACGGCAAACGUGAGCUGCUAAUCACCGGUCAGUUCCUGCUCCUCGCGGCGCUCUACCAAAAGUCAACCGCCAAUGGCAAAGGACUCUCUGGUGGCAGUCUGGGCGCACUGGGCGAACAGAUUCAGGGCUACCUGCAAGCGAUCGGCUGCUAAAUCCACCAACGAGCCACCAGUCACCACGCAAAUGCACAAAAGGACAACGCAACGAAACCACAGAGCAGCGAGUAGCAGCAGCGAGUAGCGCACUCGUUGCCGCACGCAAUGUAAAACUUAAUCCCAAAAACUGUUACUCUAACCUAAGCCACAAGCAUAACGAAAAAUAUACCUAAGGCCAGAUACUCAGUUGAGAAUUCUGCAACUGCAA
This is a messenger RNA of Drosophila guanche, 1850 nucleotides long. Its product is annotated as trichohyalin. The transcript is spliced from 2 exons. NCBI's taxonomy places the organism in Eukaryota, Metazoa, Arthropoda, Insecta, Diptera, Drosophilidae. The record is from RefSeq and is a predicted model, not a curated record. The coding region runs from base 86 to 1639 and encodes 517 amino acids.